Messenger RNA from Manihot esculenta (cassava), 1528 nucleotides. RefSeq lists its product as uncharacterized. Gene Ontology annotation, molecular function: antiporter activity; UDP-xylose transmembrane transporter activity. The record is from RefSeq and is a predicted model, not a curated record. The transcript has 7 exons. Lineage: Eukaryota; Viridiplantae; Streptophyta; Magnoliopsida; Malpighiales; Euphorbiaceae. Bases 281 to 1435 code for a protein of 384 amino acids. Gene Ontology annotation, cellular component: Golgi apparatus.
AAAAAUACCGACAAAGGGAAAGACACAUUUCACUCGCACUCUCGGGCUCUUGACGCUGUUUUGGUCGGUGAGAUUGAGUAGAGUGACGGCGUGAUUUACACUCAUCUCAGUCUCUGCCUCUAUCUCGACACAAACAGCUUCAAAGUUCCGCUAUCAACGCUGUUUUCGUUCCACGUGUGAAUCCUUUUUUGAAAAUUUCAUGUCCUAAGACCUGCUAUCUGUUCACUAAAACUUUCAGAGUGGAAGUGAGUGCGAGUGUGUGUGAGCGAGCGAGAGAGAGAUGUUCAGUCGUGAGAUUUUGAAUUUCUUGGUAAGGAAAGAUGCGAGGAAGAUACUCAAACGCAAAGACAGUGAUGCUGGGGAAAGAGGAAGAGCGUUAGAAGAGUUGCGUGCCUCUUUGUUCAACAAAUUUCGUUCCCAUGAAAGUGCAAAGCGACAUGAGCAACGUUUAUGUCAUCCUAUUGUUGCUCUUUCUUUCAAUUUCCUCGUUGCCAUUAGCAUUAUUUUCAUGAAUAAAUGGGUGCUUCAAGGAGUUGGAUUUCACUUCCCCAUAUGCCUCAGUUUUAUUCACUACUCAAUAAGCUGGGCUCUGAUGGCCAUUCUGAAAGCCCUCUCUGUUCUUCCUGCAUCCCCUCCUUCAAAAUCGAGUAUUUUGUCCUUAUUCACUCUUGGUUUUGUUAUGUCUCUGUCUACUGGCCUAGCUAAUGUCAGCUUAAAGUACAACAGUGUGGGUUUCUACCAGAUGGCUAAGAUUGCUGUUACGCCUUCAAUUGUUUUGCUGGAAUUUGUAUGGUUUAAAAAGCGCGUUUCUGUCUCCAAGGUGGUUGCACUUACAGUUGUGUCAGUAGGUGUUGCUGUGGCUACAGUAACUGAUUUGCAGUUCAGCCUUUUUGGUGCAUGUGUAGCAUUGGCAUGGAUAAUUCCUAGUGCUAUCAACAAGAUCCUUUGGUCCACUCUGCAACAGCGAGAGAACUGGACAGCGCUGGCGUUAAUGUGGAAGACCACUCCAAUCACUUUGGUUUUUCUGGCUUCUUUGGUUCCUUUCUUGGAUCCCCCAGGUGUAUUCGCCUACCAGUGGAAUGCCAUCAACACGUUGCUGAUUCUUGGAUCAGCUUUUCUAGGCUUCUUGCUUCAGUGGUCAGGCGCUUUGGCGCUCGGGGCAACAUCUGCCAUUUCACAUGUUGUUCUUGGUCAAUUCAAAACAUGUGUUGUGCUCCUUGGAAAUUUUUAUCUGUUUGGCUCCAAUCCAGGGGUGACCAGCAUCUUUGGUGCGUUCACAGCUAUUGCUGGUAUGUCUGCUUACACAUACCUUAAUUUGUUCAGCAUGAAAUCACAAGCAGGGAAAACAUCUCCCCGAAAAACAGCAGCAGCAAAAUCUAGGUUGAGUAGAGAAAAUGGAGAUAGCCACGAUGGAUAUGGUGGGGAAUCUGUGUAGUUGUCUUUGUCAAACAGUUCUUUGUUAAACUAGGUAUUGUUUCAUCAAAUAUAUAUUUUUUUGGCUUACAAGUGGAUGUCUAAAUUUUAUGAU